Messenger RNA from Malaya genurostris, 3270 nucleotides. It is a transcript of the gene rogdi, whose product is annotated as protein rogdi. Gene Ontology annotation, cellular component: RAVE complex. The coding region runs from base 205 to 1308 and encodes 367 amino acids. The transcript is spliced from 5 exons. The record is from RefSeq and is a predicted model, not a curated record. Lineage: Eukaryota; Metazoa; Arthropoda; Insecta; Diptera; Culicidae.
AACGUUUGACGUCCGAGCAAUUGGAUGUACGGUCAGGUGUUGAUUCUAUGCAUUAUCGAGUUCGAAACCGUAGCGGAUGGAAAAUUAACGCAGAUGCGUUGCUGACAAAAAAUCGUGAACUUGUUGUAUCCGCCCGGAAUAAAGGUGGUUAAAGUGUGUGAAGUGGAUUGGAUUGCUCUUUUGAAGUGAAUAAAUCGUUCGACGAUGAUAAAAUUCAGCGGUUCGAACUGGUUUUCCAGGCCGCAGUCGCGGAAAAAAUCGAACGGCCAGCGAGCCACAGUAACGUUUCAGUUACCCGUCUCGCAGAAAACACCACGGAAGGGCCAUUUCGAUCCCAGUCCGCUACUGCAACAUCAGGUCUCGUGGUCCAGCACUCAAUCGAGCAGUGUCGAGGGCAGUUACUUUUCUCGUCAGAACAGCAUACGACGGAGCACAGCUAGCGGCAGCAGUUCCACCAGUUAUAGUGCCAGCAGGAGGCCGCCGCCGCCACUCAGACGACCGACGAGAGCCAUGGUCGACACCGAGAAGGAGGAAGCGUUGAACUUGCAAGUGGAAUUCGAAUGGGUCCUACAUGAAGAAGUUCAUUCAGUGCUGAAACAAUUGCAUGCUAUUUUGGUAGAAUGUGCGCAUCGGUUCCCAGUUCCACUGUAUGGAAACGAGGGCAAGAAGCAGGAUAAAUUCGUCCUAACGGCGGCUCCGGAACAACUUAAGUGUAUCGUUACCCUAACGGGCGAUAGUAUCACGCAUGCGGAUAUCAAUUUCAAGGUGCAGAGGCAACAGCAGCAGACUCAGAGGACUUCCAUCACCCAGGAUUACCCGUGGAAGAUUCAACAGGUUCAGGAUGCGGCCAACCACCUUCAGCAAGCAAUAAAUCACAUUGAUAAUGUCGACAGUUCGUACAAUUUCAAAACCUCCGAUGAGGUGUUGCAUAUCCUAGGAAACAUACUGGGCGCACUCCAACGGGGCCGAACUUCGUUGGUGGUGCCCCGCAAGAAACCCAUCGAUGAGCUCAUGAAGAGCCGAAACAUGAAAGCCUUAUCACCGAAUCUGCCGGAAGAUCUAGCUAUUAGUUUCUACAUUCAAAGCCACAAGUUGAUUUUUGUGGCUUACCAGCUCACGAAUUUCCAAGGUACAAUGAAGUUUGAUUCGUGUCAGGCGGAAUGCUCGGUACCGUGGUUGAACGAGGUGCUGGUGCUGUUCACAGUGGCGCUGCAGUUAUGCCAACAGUUGAAAGAUAAGAUUUCGGUUUUCUCUCAAUAUAAAGACUUCACCGUUGGCUCUCGUUCGGCUUCCGCAUUAUCCUAUUGAUUAGAUCAUUUGCCGGCGCCAGAAACACUUCUGCCAUGCCGGGCAUAGGAUGUUACAGGAUUGAUUGAUGGCCAUAGUUGUACCAACUCACUUCAGUUCAUCAUAAUUGGAUACCCAUUAGCUCCUCAAAACUGCUGUAAAAGAAAAAAAAAAACAUCACCUACAAUCUGAUAGUUCGUAAGAAGCGUGUAAAGUUUCCUUAUAUACAACCGUUGUUCAAAACGAAAAUCGAAGUUUGGUCGACCUGUCCUUGGAAUCAACUCCUGCAGGGAUGCCGACCGUUGUUGAAAAUAUUGAUGUUUGUUAACAUAAUUACUCGUGUUGUUAUCAUUCUAAGAUUAGCGGUAUGCUGGUAGGUUUUGAUUGCGAACGUAUCCUCUCUUUCAACGUUCACCAAGAAACCCCCAGAAGGCUAUCGCGGGAAUCCCAUUUAGAGCCGAUAGUAAGUCAUCACCAACUACUCACUUACCUUAUCAACUGCCUAAUUGAUGAUGUUACAUGUUAUCUAUUCGGUGUCUGGUAGGAAUCUAGUUUAUUGGUGUUGAUGAUUCGGUAGACAGCAAGAAGACAACACAUAUUUAGAUAAGCGAAAUGGUACUUAAGAAGCGUAAGUAAACAAAUCCGACAAAUAGUGGCAAAUAUUUACUCAACAUUGUGAGCAAAAGUUCAGUCAAGUCAACUGGCGAAUUGGUCCGCUAAGUACUAUAAAUAAAUCAAACGAGCCAAGUGUCGAUUAGAACACAUUACAGGACGGAAAGCUUUUAGUAUACAGGGUGGUUGUGUGGAAUUCUCUGAAUACUUGGAACCAUGGAAUCUCAGAAAUUCUAACGAAGCAUGGUGAGCUGAAAAUGGUGGAAACAAAUCGAAGUAGGCUGAUUUUUUUAUUUGUGAAUUUUGUGUUUUUUGUUUUGAAGAAAUAUAAAGUUGUUGAUUUUGUUUGCUUUCAGUUUGAGAAUGAUUUUGAUUCUGUUGAAUCGUUUGAUAUAUUUUUAUAUUUUUUCAUUCAAUCAUUUUGUGUUAGAUUUUUCGGCAGUUCAAACUCGAGUUUUCCAUUCGAUCUUUUCGUAGACAAACAAAAAAUAUGAAAAUAAAUGUGAUUGAAGUACACUAUUCUUAUGUAAAAAAAGCAAAACAUUCCGCAGUAGAGCGUUGUAAAAGUAGGAAUUAAAUAAACAUGUGUGUCAAUUUGGUUUUAGCUAGCCAAUAAGAAAAUACAUUUUAAAUUAGGCGUUAUUUCAUUGUAUUAGUAUAACUGGAAGUAAUUCUACUGCUAGUUUCACCCUAACUGCUAUUACUAAUACUAUUACUACUACUAUCACUACGGCUACUAAAACUACUGUUACUAAUAUUUUAUGCUUCAACGGUUUGCGACUAUCCACUACCUAUAUUAUUGCUUAUAACGUUGGAUAACUAUCGAAGUUGUUAAAAAUAAACCUACAUUUAUUUUAGGUGUCAACCGAUACUGGUCGGCACACGUUUUGGAAUGUGAUAAGCUGAACUUUUUUAACAUUUCUGCUGAUACCACGAUUCGCAAAUCUAAUUGACAAACCAGCGAUCGGAUAUCAGCUUCAUCAAACUAUCAUCUGAGUGACAACAUGAGAGUGGAAACGACAAUAAUAACUACUUAUAAUGCAAACUGAGCUCCUUUCAUCCAGAUUCCGCAAACAAAAUCGUAAAACCUUUGAUCUCGUGUAGCUCUUUCACUGGAGGGCUAAAGCGCCAAACAAUGUGAACAUUUGUAUACAUUAACCGAAUUAAAGUUACCCAUUAGUGAUGAUAAAAAAGAGUACUCGCCCACGUUUGCUGUGUUUCCCAAUCACUUCGUUCUUCGUUGCAAAUAAAUCCAGCUCUCGUAAGCAGAACAACAAAAAAAAAACUGUAUCAAAAAAUAAUUCGGCCAUUCACCAGAACCAAACAGGUGUAUAUUAAUGAAAAUGGGAAAAUAAAAUCAGUUCAACCGCA